Messenger RNA from Coregonus clupeaformis (lake whitefish), 705 nucleotides. Its product is annotated as myosin-10-like. Bases 189 to 569 code for a protein of 126 amino acids. The record is from RefSeq and is a predicted model, not a curated record. The transcript has 2 exons. NCBI's taxonomy places the organism in Eukaryota, Metazoa, Chordata, Actinopteri, Salmoniformes, Salmonidae. Gene Ontology annotation, molecular function: cytoskeletal motor activity; ATP binding; actin filament binding. Gene Ontology annotation, cellular component: myosin complex.
AAGAAGUUGGAUGGUGCGGGUGUACCACUGAUGAGAAGCGGCCGAAAAAAGGGAAUAUUUGCAGAAAAUUCAAAGAAUACUGAGGAAUAUUACAUUGUUCUGCUUACUAUCAGUGUAUUCAUAAAAGUGUCUGACUUUCAUUAUUAACUGCACCAGGUGUCCUAGUGUGUUCUGGUUCUACCCCAGAGAUGGCACAGCGGAGCGGGCAGGAGGACCCGGAGCGGUACCUUUUUGUGGACCGCGCCGUGGUCUACAACCCGGCCACGCAGGCCGACUGGACGGCCAAGAAACUUGUAUGGAUCCCAUCGGAGCGCCACGGCUUCGAGGCGGCCAGCAUCCGUGAGGAGCGCGGCGACGAGGUGGUGGUGGAGCUGGCUGAGAACAGCAAGAAGGCCAUGGUGAACAAGGAUGAUAUCCAGAAGAUGAACCCUCCCAAGUUCAGUAAGGUGGAGGACAUGGCCGAGCUCACGUGUUUGAACGAGGCCUCAGUGCUGCACAACCUGAAGGACCGCUACUACUCGGGCCUCAUCUACGUAAGUAGGAUAGAAGUCCUGCUUUUUCUGACUUGAGAAAAUCAGGAGUAGGCUUCUUUACCUUACAUUGGUAUCUUAUUGAAGUGGACCAGUAGCCUUUCCCCUCCCCUUUUUGGGAUAUUGUACCCAACUACCCAUCACAUCAAUCAGCAUUGUCCAAUACCAAACCCAC